Messenger RNA from Triplophysa rosa, 2370 nucleotides. Its product is annotated as ribonuclease inhibitor-like. Gene Ontology annotation, molecular function: protein binding. The coding region runs from base 1 to 1197 and encodes 398 amino acids. NCBI's taxonomy places the organism in Eukaryota, Metazoa, Chordata, Actinopteri, Cypriniformes, Nemacheilidae. The record is from RefSeq and is a predicted model, not a curated record. The transcript is spliced from 5 exons.
AUGCUCUCAAGAGACACAACUGUCAACUACAGCAAUGAUCUGAAGGAUUCAGGAGUGAAGCUGAUCUCUGAUGCUCUCAAGAGACACAACUGUCAACUACACACACUGAGAUUGUCCAUGUGUAAUGUGACUGGUGAGUGUUGUGAGAGUUUGUCUUCAUGUCUACAAUCAUCAACGUCUCUGAGAGAGCUGGACCUGAGUAACAAUGAUCUGAAGGAUUCAGGAGUGAAGCUGAUCUCUGAUGCUCUCAACACUCACAACAAGAGUCAACUACACACACUGAGGUUAUCAGGUUGUAUGGUGACAGAUGAAGGAUGUUGUUAUUUGGCUUCAGCUCUGAGUUCAAACCCGUCACACCUGAGAGAGCUGGAUCUGAGCUACAAUCACCCACAACACUCGCUUCAGCUGCUCUCUGAUAGACUCAAUGAUCCAAACCACACACUCAACAAACUCAAUGUGGAUCAUGGAGGAGAGUUCAGAGUUACAGCAGGACUACAUAAAUAUGUCUGUGAUGUCACACUGGAUCUAAACACAACAAACACUCACCUCAAACUGACUGAAGAGAACAGAAGGAUCACGAAUGUGAAUGAGCGUCAGUCGUAUCCUGGUCAUCCAGACAGAUUUGAAGGUGUUCCUCAGGUGUUGUGUGGAGAGAGUCUGACUGGACGCUGUUACUGGGAGGUUGAAUGGAGUGGAUCAGGUGUUCUUAUAUCAAUAUCAUAUAAAAGCAUCAGGAGGAAAGGAUUGAGUAAAGACAGUAUGUUUGGGUACAAUGUCAAAUCAUGGAGUCUGCACUGCUCAGAUAACAGAAUCACUGCAUGGUUCAAUAAUAAUAAAACAGUCAUCUGUGUGUCUUCACCUCUCUCUAAGAGAGUAGGAGUGUAUGUGGACUGGCCGGCCGGCACUCUGUCCUUCUACAGCGUCUCUGACACACACACACACAUACACACAUUCAACACAACAUUCACUGAACCUCUCUGUGCUGGAUUCACAGUUCUUAAUAACUCUUUAAUUAAUCUGUGUAACACACACAGACACACACGCACAGACACACACAGACACACACACACACACUCUCACACACUUGCAGUCUACACAACAUUCACUGAACCUCUACAUGCUGGAUUUAGACUUCAUGAAUUAUUCUCACCAUUAUUUCUGUGUGACACACGCACGCACUCACGCAAACAAAUCUAGUCUUGUAAACUCUUUCUUACACAAUAUUGAAUGUUGUGAAGUUGUUUUACUCUGAGAUGUUAGUGUUUACGUAAGGGAUAAUGUACAGGCAGCUGGUUGUUAUGGCAGAAAUAAUCCCCAACAGUGUGAUCAGGACAUGAAGUGGAGGGUCUUCUUGUAUCACACUGAAGCGGCUUAUUUUGCGAUAACAGCUGGAAGCUCUUGUCGAGUCUGGUUCCGCCGCAGGCUUCCAGUCCGGUCCCGGCCACGCUACAGGUCCAGCCUGCACCCCAGCCGGUAGUCCAGCUGGCAACCAGUCUGGUCCAGCCCGCAGCCAGUCCGGUCCAGCCAGCAGUCCAGCCGGUGAUCCAGCCGGCACCCAGUCAGAUAAAGCCGGCACCUAGUCCGGUCCAGUCGGUUUUUAGUACUGUUCCGCCCUAUUCGCUCGGACACUACCCUCACCCUAGCUCUCCCAAGCACCUGCCGGUCUCGUCCGGUCCUCCCAAGUCUCCUCCUCCUGUUCCAUCCAUGCCUAGUGUCCCCAAGUUUUGGCCUCCCAUUCCCCCACCCCCUCCCAUGUUUGUUAUUUUUAGUGGCCUACCCGAACCCCAUUUUUGCCUCCUUCAUGUUCCCCCAUAGUUUGCUCUGUGCUUUGUUUAUGGUGUUUGUUUAUUUCUGUUAUGUUUUAUUUCUGUUUUGGCCCGCUGAGAUUUCUCCCAUGGGGCAUCCCUUGAGGCGGGGGUACUGUCAGGGCUUUGCCCUUCCUGUCACGAGUUUUCUAGCUCCCUGGACAGAGUCGUGACAGUACCAUGUCCUUCAGGGUCCUGUUGUGUCUCUUAGCCCCGCCCUCCUUUCUCCCGUAAUCAUGCCCUUAGUGUUAAUUCCCGUCACCUGCCUUUUGUAAUCAUCCUUCGUUAGUUUUCCCCUACUUAAUGUCCCUUUGUUCUCUUCCCUUGCCGGUUUGUUGUCAUUCAGUAUAUGUCGUUUAGAUCAUGUCAAGAUGUUACCCUUGUCUAAGCUCUGUUCCUGUCUUGUUUUUUUUUUUUUUUGAAGAAGAAGAAGUAUAUGUUUUUGACUCCUCAGUCUAUUCCCCAUUGUGGGAAGUCUUUUUUGUUUUUAGUCAACAGUAUCGUUUCCUGUUUUGCCCCUUGUAGGGGUUUUUUUGUGUUUAUAUUUUAAUAAAAUAUUUUUGUA